UAUCAGUUAUCAGUGCUUUUGUGUUUUUAUUUACAAUCAGAUUUCAACCCUUUGAUGCUUUUGCAGUUUGUCUUUACCUCCCUUACAUUCUUUUCAAGUGUGUCCUCACGCGUUCUAAUUAUUAUUUCUAUUACAAACUAUCGGUUAACUCAUAUCUAUUUCGAAGGCCCCUUUUCUUGUACAUACAUCAUCAGUUCCAAACAAGUCACUAGUCUCAACAUUAUUUAUCGUUCAGUGGGUUUGGCUAAUUGCAUUGUAAGCUAUAAGCAUACUCAUACUCCUCAACUCAUAAUGGAAUCUUCGGAAUCUUUUACUACCCUGCCAUUCAUCUUCAUCGGCAUCUUCCUAAUAAGUAAAUCGCAAACGUAAACAGAACCUAAAAUAUUGAAUUUCUCUUUAAGUAGGCUGUGUGUUGUAGGUUCAAAGCACAAUCAUUGAGCAGCCAUGAGUCGCAAUCUGGACUCUUUAACAUCUCUCACCGAGUUUGACCCGCCAAGCCCUGAGCCUAAAGAACCCUCUGUCUCAUCUAUGUUCUUCAAAUUUUUUAGUUUUUCUAAAGGUGAUGGAACUGAAGACACAAAAUCUCUACCACCAGCUCAGACUAGCUCAGAGUCCUCCAAUAAUCCAUCAAGAAGUGAAUCUUCGGAACAAAUAUCUGAUAAAAUUAAGAGUGAUCUUUCAGAUACUGUCAGUUUGCCUGACCAACUUCAGUCUGGAGCAAAUGAGGGAAGAAGUCUUCCCAAUGUUUUGAAACGAGUGAGAAAUCUUGUAGCCUUACGUAACACUGGUUUGCAAGCGUACAAGGACACGGACCUUCAGCAGUAUUGGAUGCCUGAUUCUAAGAGCAAAGAGUGUUAUGACUGCAGCUGCAAGUUCACUCUAUUGAUUCGUCGGCAUCAUUGUCGAGUGUGUGGCCAGAUUUUUUGUUAUCGUUGUUGCAAUCAAGAAAUACCUGGAAAAAUCAUGAAUUGCACCGGUGAUCUAAGGGUAUGCACAUAUUGCUGCAAAGUAGUUUUAUCCUAUUUGCAAUCUGCAGAUGUAGACGCAGAUCUUUCUGCAGAUUUACGCGCACUUCAAGAAGAUCUACAGUCGAAAUUUGGGAGCAACUCUGAACUUUCAUCAAGCUUAUUGCCAUCAGAAAGCCCAAAUAACUCAACCAUCAGUCAUAAAUUGUCCACUGCUAGUUUGGAUAGUGAGGAUACAGCAAAAAGAAAAACAUCUGUCGGAUAUCAAGAAGAGAGAUUUGCCCAAGGGAGAUCUGCGUAUUUUGGUUUUGCCUCUUCUCCGUCUAUUGAUGACAAAUUUUGCCGCAGUCUGCAAAAUUCUGCCUCCCUCCAAAGUCUCGUAGAUGAAAUGAAAGACCCAGCCAAUGGUCUCUCAUUUCAAACAUACAAACACCGCUCUGUCACUUGUUACUCUUGUUUGCUUGGAUAUCAGUUGGUCGACUGGCUACACGCAAAGGGGAAAGUGACCAGCCGGUCGCUAGCUGUGGUUGUAUGUCAAGCACUCCUUGAAGCGAACUUGAUAGAGUGUGCAUCAGCAGAACUUAGUUUUGUUGAUGGCCCGGCAUUGUAUAGAUUCUGUUCCUCAAGCAGUGGAGAUUCAGACACUCCCACCUGGGAGGACAUUACGAAUUGUAACUCAACAGAUUCAAAUAUUAGGAAUUUUAGCAAUGAUUCAGCUCCUUCAAAUCCCGAUGGAAGCUUUGAUAACCAAAGAUUGUACCCAGUAGAUACCUCUAGCAUGGACUCCAGUACUUCCUGUGCAUCAGGUUCGGAAAAGAAAGAAGUUUUUAAUUUAUUCAAGAAUACAGAAUCAAAAGAUUUUUUAACCAUGGCUUCUUUGAAGAACCUUAUAAAUGCCUAUCAAGAAAGAGAACCUCACAUCCGUCCUGUGAACUGGCACAUCGUGAACCCUCAAGCUUUGCGUUCAGACUUUCAAGAAGCCAAAGUUUUUAUAGAUCUAAGAAAUGCAUUCACUCUGCAUCGACAGAAGUUUUUGAGCCAGCUUCUUGCGUCUGCAGGGCUACCACUUUCAUGGAGUGAUGUAGUUAUCCCUCUGGUGGAUCGGGUUGUAGAGGAUGUGAAACCAGAUGUCAGUGAGAAUCUUGACAUCAUUGAUAUUCGACAGUAUGUCCAAGUCAAAAAAGUGGUUGGUGGCUCUCGUCAAGAAAGUUUUGUUGUUGGUGGAGUUGUUUUCACAAAAAAUAUUGCGCAUCGUGGUAUGGCAAAUCGAUUGAUUAAUCCUCGUAUUUUACUCAUCCAGUGCCCAAUUGUCUAUCAGCGCAUCGAAGGAAGGCUUUUGUCUCUAGAACCAGUCAUGAUGCAGGAGCAUGAAUAUUUACGGCAUGUUGUAUCCAGGAUUGCAUCAUUGAAACCGGAUGUUGUUCUUGUUCAUCGAAAUGUUUCAAGAAUUGCACAGGAGUCACUGUACGAUUUGAACAUCACUCUCAUUCUCAAUGUUAAACUUAGUGUUUUGGAGAGGAUAGCUCGAUGCACCAGAGCAGACAUUAUCACAUCCGUGGAUGCUUUCUUUGGCAAACCUCACUUGGGGACGUGCCAUUAUUUUCAUGUUGAAACCUUCAUAAAUGAAGCAGGCUUAUCAAAAACUCUGGUUUUCUUUGAAGGCUGCGCAUUUCCUCACAGAGGCUCCACUGUGAUUCUUCGCGGCCAUUCAUCUCAGGAAUUAUCCAAAUUGAAAGUCAUCAUGAAUCAGCUCAUAUACAUGAGUUACAAUUGGAGGCUUGAAAAUUCUUUCUUGAUGGAUGAAUUUGCCCGACCUCCAAACUUCUCUGUCGACAGCUUCCUCAAAGAGUCUCCCCCAUCAACAAACCUGCAGAAAAAUAUCGAAACAAGAGAACCUAAACCAAAGUUCUCAGUCGGCGGAGAAGACACUGAAGACCUUGGCAACCUUAACAUGGAUGAAGAGGUGAAGCCUAAAAAAUCUGAGCCUACUCAGGACGGCGAGUUCACUUCCUUGAGAGCCAUCAAAAAUCAAAAUAAUGAGAAGACAUCCAAAAACGUCAUCAGUGACUACAGUGAUCCUCUCCACAUUUACCUUAAUUCUGAAGAUCAGUGUGUUUCAAAUAUGUAUUGCAGUAAGUCAGAUCAGGCUUUAUCGAUAGCAGAAGUUCCUAGAGCAAAUUCUUUUCGCAAAAUAUUGGAUGAAACCAUUUUGUGUGUCUCCCCUUUUUUGACAUUCACAAUUCCCUAUCUUGAAACUGAAGCUGGGAAGAACUGUGAGCUCCGGAAGUAUUUCCCAGCUGAGAGCUACUAUUCGCCUCUCCUCAGUAAAGAUGAAAGUGCUUACCCAAGUCAUAACAUUCUUUCAAAGCAGCUAAGUGCAUCUACCAAAGGUCCAGAAUUAGAAGCCCCUCAUCCGUUUACAAUUGCUAAAAUAACAGCUGGCGUAAAGGAAAAUGAGGUACAGAAACUUUUAGCAUUAUACCGAGCAUGUGGGAGUCGUAUAAAAUCUAAAGCCGGUAACAAAAUGGUUUUAACAGAGAAGAGACAAGUUCCAGAAAAGUUGCAGAAACAGUCACUAGAACCAGAGAAGAAAGGGAAAUUGGAUGCUUUGGAUCCUGCUAACCAUCAAAGACUCCCAGUUUUAUUUUGUAGUUUUUCUCACAAAUCAAAUAAUGCUCCUGCGUUUUGUGUAACCCCUUGGAUCGUGAACAUAGAUUUUUAUGGAAGAAAUGACAUUCCUUUGGGGAGAUUUCUGGAACGGUAUUGCUUCCGUACAGCGUACAAGUGCCCAUCAGACUUGUGUGAAACCUCUAUGCUUGAUCAUGAGCGGCGGUUUGUGCAUCAAAAUGGCUGUGUCCUCAUUUCAUUACAGGAAAUUUCAUCGUCAGAAAAGCCUAUUCUUGAGGAGCGCAUCCUUCUAUGGAGCUGGUGCCCAAUCUGUGGUAUUGUGACACCCAUUGUUCCUAUGUCCUCAGAUGCUUGGGCACUAUCUUUUGGAAAAUAUCUAGAGUUGAAAUUUUAUGGGAAUAUGUACACAUGUCGAGCAUUUCCGGAGGAACGUUGCAAGCACUCUCUCCAUCAUGAUUACUCUCAGUAUUUUGCAUUCGGGAAUCGUGUUGCCUGUUUCAAGUACAUGGGCAUUAUGAUUUGGGAAAUAUCGCUCCCACCUCCUAUUUUAACCAUCUUGCCCUCUCCUCAUCAGCAAGAAGCUGUGCUUGAUGAAAUGAAAAAGUGGGCAUGCAUGGGUCAUGAAGUAUUUAGUAAUGUUCUUGAAAAAUUGCAUGCAAUGGGUAUUUCAAAUGAUCCAUCAAUACAGACCUUCAAGCAGCAAAUGCAAAAAGACCAAGCAUACUUCAAGUUACGUGUGGAGGAAAUCCAGGUUAAAUUGGUUUCUCCAACUUUAGAAAAGUCCAGUGAAAAAAGUCCUACAUCAAUCCAGACAAGAAUUCUGGAACUGCAGGAUUCAGUCACUAACUUGAAGAAAAUGGUAGUUGAAUAUGUUGGAAAGUGGAAUGCAAGGAUUUUGAAAGCAGAAAGCCUGAUUAACAUGAAGAAGAAAGACGAGAAAUCAAAGAAAAACGAUAGUAAAAGCAUCUCAAACCCAGAAUUAGUUUUGGAAAGCACUGGAAAAGCUGAUGCUGACUCAGUGACAUCGAGUUCAACUGUUGAAGAAUCCAUAGCAACGGAAGAUCAUGGACCAAAUAUCCAGACAGCCUCAUGUGAAGUAGGAAUGGAAGUUGAAGAAGAGACAAAAAGAAAAUCAAGAACAUCUCUAGAGAUGGAUGAAGCGCUGAAGGUACCAGCUGAAGUAGAAAAAUCUGGAGGUGAACUUUCUCCUAAAACUGAUAAGAAACAGGAUGAUCCAAUCCUAGAAUUUGAGAAUGAGCUAUCAGAAAUUAGUGAUGUUUUUUGUAGUGUGGUUCCUGAAAGUAGUUCUAGUUUAUGGUCUCAAGAGAAAAAAGCAGUGAAAAAUAUUUUACUACAGCUACUGCCAGGAGCUGCACCGGAUCUACCAAUUCAGUGCCCAACCAGUGCAACAGAACAUUAUGCACUAAAAUCCAUGGUCGGCUCAUCAGUACCUGUCAUCGUUUACGAAAGUGAACCCAGCUCAAUUAUCGCCCAUGCUCUCAGUAUGCACGAUUACCGCAUUGCCUUGUCUGAGUUACAGAGUAAAAGCCGGUCAACGGAAACUCAACCAUCACCCAACACAAGCUCUAAGAAGAGGCACAGUGGUGCAGAAGAGUCAGGGCAGCAAGGAGAUGGCAAAAAGCAGAAAGUUUUCUCAUUCCUGCGUACUCAAAACAGUAGCUCUAGUACUGUUUCAGGAAAAAGUAGCUCAGAAAAUACAGCUCAGCCUUUCAUCUCUGGAAGUGAUGAAAUAGAGACCGAAGAAUCUGUUAAACAUGAUGUUGAUUCCAAGUCAAAAACUAGUAAACAAGAUAAUGCUUCAAAUUUAGAGGUACAAUUUAGUGAUGCAACAGCCAGUUUUAUCGUGAAAAUUUAUAAAGCAGAAGAAUUCCAUAACUUACGAUCAUUGAUAUUUCCAGCUGGUGAAGAGGCAUACAUUCGUUCUCUAUCGCGCUGUGUUCAGUGGGCUGCCCGCGGUGGCAAAUCCGGCUCCAACUUUAGCAAAACCAAGGAUGAUCGGUUUAUUCUUAAAGAAAUGUCACGGCAAGAGACCCACUUAUUUUUGGAAUUUGCACCACAUUACUUUAAUUAUGUUCAGAACUGUCAAUUAUCAAAUCAGCCAACUUUACUAGGAAAAAUUGUUGGUGUGUAUCGUGUGACUCACAAAAACAAUGUAAAUAGUAAUCAAGUAAAAUCUAAUCUUUUAGUCAUGGAAAAUUUGUUUUAUGGUCGAACCAUAACGCAUAAAUUUGACCUAAAAGGCUCUGUAAGGAAUAGGCUUGUCACACUCUCAAGUGAACAAGAUGGAGAAAUAGUUUUGCUUGAUGAAAAUUUCAUCAACAUGACAUGUAACUCACCUCUGUAUGUCCAUCCUCAUGCAAAAGCAAUUCUUAACUCCGCAAUUAACAGUGAUACAAAUUUGCUUGCUCAGCGAAUGAUCAUGGAUUAUUCAUUACUGGUCGGUCUAGAUGAAAAUAAGAAAGAACUAGUCGUGGGCAUCAUUGACUACAUUCGCACAUUCACCUGGGAUAAGAAAGUGGAGGCAAUGGUGAAGAAAUCCGGGCUUUUAGGAGGCCAAGGCAAACUUCCAACUAUUGUUUCUCCAAACUUAUAUCGAGAAAGGUUCAUAACAGCGAUGGAUGGUUACUUCUUGCUGGUUCCCAAUAGAUGGUCCGACCUUGAAGUCCAUAACUUAUCAAGUUUUGUCUGAAUUUACCUCCAUUCCACAUUGUUACGAAUAGGAGAGAAUCAAUUAUCUUGGCAAGUCCUUGAAAUUAAAGGUAACACCUGAUCCGUACAGAAUCAGUGGUCAAUAUUCCUGAGGAGGAGGCUGCUCUUUUAGCUUUCCUCCCGUGUUCAAUAAAUCUUUACAAUGUAAAAUCAAUCAUUAUUUUCUCCUCCUUUUGAUGUUAGCAAAAAAUCAGACUAUUUCAUCUUUAAGUCGUUGAUUGAUCAUCAUUGAAAUUGUGAUACACGUUACCGUUUUAUACUUUCUUUUUAAUUGGAUUUCCCCCUGUUUAUAAUGUUUUGCUUCAUUUCAAAGUAUUUCUUUUAAUUAAAUUGUAGGAUCUUAGUAAUAUUCUUCCAUUUUAACUAAACUUUUUUGUUGCAGCUAGUAAGCAUUUUAUGAAAUUUUGUGAUAUACCAUCAGUUGUUAGAAGUUGAUUAUGAACUUCAAACUUAUUGAUGAUUUUUGUUAUUCCUUCUUGAAAAAAAUUUGUAUUUUUGAAACAAU
This is a messenger RNA of Bemisia tabaci, 6828 nucleotides long. It is a transcript of the gene fab1, whose product is annotated as 1-phosphatidylinositol 3-phosphate 5-kinase fab1. The record is from RefSeq and is a predicted model, not a curated record. Gene Ontology annotation, molecular function: metal ion binding; 1-phosphatidylinositol-3-phosphate 5-kinase activity; ATP binding. Lineage: Eukaryota; Metazoa; Arthropoda; Insecta; Hemiptera; Aleyrodidae. Gene Ontology annotation, biological process: neutrophil chemotaxis; phosphatidylinositol metabolic process; regulation of reactive oxygen species biosynthetic process. Gene Ontology annotation, cellular component: vesicle membrane; cytoplasmic vesicle.